Messenger RNA from Zychaea mexicana, 1433 nucleotides. RefSeq lists its product as uncharacterized. Lineage: Eukaryota; Fungi; Mucoromycota; Mucoromycetes; Mucorales; Lichtheimiaceae. The transcript has 2 exons. The record is from RefSeq and is a predicted model, not a curated record. Bases 93 to 1289 code for a protein of 398 amino acids.
GGGCCAUUAAGGUUCUUUUUUAUUCUUUCUUCCCUUCCACCACAUACACGCCCAUAGUCCCUUCCACCACACCACCACAAGUAACACCUACUAUGCUCCGAAUCUCCAGCGUUCUUUAUCUGCAACAAGUGUGGGAACGUACAUGUGUUGAAACGCCUGUUGAUCAGGAUGGACCACAACAGCUCAAUGAGCCUCAGCAGCAACCGCAAGAAGCAGAUCUAGCCGUUGCAACAACACUGCUGACUGUUCCAGAACAUCUUCCAUCAUCAUCUACAAGCGUGUCACGUUCUUCGUCUGUCUCUGCACCGUCAAUAUCACCCAGCAGCAAGAAACAAACCACCACUACCACCACUACCACUACCACUGCAGCAGCAGCGGCAACAGCAGCAACAGAAGCACCAGAAGUAGUAGAAGGACCUGUUCCUCAACCGACAAACAGUAGUAGCAGCACAUCAAGUGUGAAACGUUCAGGCACCAUGUCGUCGAUUGCAGCAAGUAUUGCAUCCGAAACACGAAAAUUGACAGCGCAGGUCCUUAAGCGUAGCAACAACAACAGCAGCAACCAGGUGCCCACACCUCCUCCGCGUCCGCCGCCUGUUGUGCCACCCAAAGAUAAUGUAACGAAAUCAAAAAAGAAACAACUCUACGAUGACGAUGAUAGUGCUAUCGGCGGGACUGAUGGCGGAUCUGUCGUUGUCUAUCGUCAAGCAGAUGCUGCUUCUGCUGCUGCUGAUGAUGUUGUUGUUAGCGAUAAAGCACAAGAUAAUACUGGUGCUGCAGCCUCAACAUCACCCGACACCGCCAUUCCUACAACGGCUAAUGCUGCUACGAGUGGUGCUAACAGCGGAGGCGACAGCGGCGUUGCUGCAUCUGACACUGCUGCACCACAGGAAACAGCAGCAGCAGCAGCAGCAGCAGCAGCAGGACGUCGCACCACUCAUUACCAUCUUUACUACGAUGACGACGACAAGCAAUCGCAGCAGCAUCAGCAACCGCAGGAGGAGCAUCAUAAGGCUACUACCAGCACCAAAGAAGAUGAAGAUGAACUGCUGGCCACCACGCCAGUCAACGAUGACUCAUCCGGUGGCACCCCGUCCAUGCCACCCACGCCCACAUCUAUCCAGCAACAGGAGCAGCAAAAGAAGGAGCCAUCAAUCAAGAGCCUGCGUCGUGAAGCAUCACGGCUAUCGAUGAAACGCAAGAAUCUGACCAAGAAAUUGAAAAAGGCAAUGUCGUUCCAAAAGUCAAAGAAAAAUGCCACGACACCAGCAGCAACCGAAGCAGUAUGAAGUGUGGGUCGUCCUUUUCUUACUUUAACAUAGCCCCACCUACUCCAUAACUACUUGUACACCGACGACCCCAUUAACAUACACACUCUCUCUAACCCCUUCUUUUCUUUUUCACACUCAUCUUAUUAUUAUUAUUAUUAUUAU